Molecule: messenger RNA, 1302 nt
Organism: Eutrema salsugineum
Lineage: Eukaryota; Viridiplantae; Streptophyta; Magnoliopsida; Brassicales; Brassicaceae
Product: probable indole-3-pyruvate monooxygenase YUCCA7
Exons: 3
Coding region: 1-1302 (433 amino acids)
Molecular function (GO): flavin adenine dinucleotide binding; NADP binding; N,N-dimethylaniline monooxygenase activity
Source: RefSeq, a predicted model, not a curated record
AUGAAUAAGACAAACUGUGUCAACAUCUCAAGUAUGCUUCAGAACUCCAUUCCCAAGGAGGACGACAUUUUCAUCCGGCGUUGCAUAUGGGUUAACGGCCCGGUCAUCGUCGGGGCCGGACCAUCGGGCCUAGCUGUUGCCACCUGCCUGAAACGCCAAGAAGUUCCAUUUAUAAUCCUAGAGCGAGCUAACUGCAUAGCUUCUCUGUGGCAAAACAGAACAUAUGAUCGUCUCAAGCUUCAUCUCCCUAAACAAUUCUGCCAAUUGCCCAAUCUACCCUUCCCAGAAGAUUUCCCGGAGUAUCCAACCAAGUAUCAGUUCAUCGAGUACCUUGAGUCCUACGCAAGCCACUUUGGUAUCAAUCCCAAGUUCAACGAGACUGUUCAGUCAGCUAAAUAUGACGAGAGGUUUGGGCUGUGGCGUGUCAAAACUGUUUCGAGAAGCGGCAUGCUUGGCUCUUGUGAGUUCGAGUAUAUUUGCAGGUGGCUCGUGGUGGCGACGGGAGAGAAUGCUGAGAAAGUGGUGCCGGAGUUUGAGGGUUUAGAAGAGUUUGGUGGCGAUGUUCUUCACGCUGGCGAUUAUAAAUCCGGCGAGAGGUACCGUGGAAAACGAGUUCUUGUAGUUGGAUGUGGAAACUCCGGCAUGGAAGUCUCUCUCGAUCUCUGCAACCACAAUGCAAGUCCAUCAAUGGUCGUUCGUAGCUCUGUUCAUGUGUUGCCGAGAGAGAUUCUUGGGAAGUCGACAUUCGAAAUAGGUGUAACAAUGAUGAAAUGGAUGCCAGUUUGGCUAGUGGAUAAGACUCUGCUCCUUCUCACGAGGUUGAUCCUGGGGAAUACCGAUAAGCUUGGGCUUAAGAGGCCGGAAAUGGGACCGUUAGAGCUGAAGAAUACCGCCGGUAAAACUCCCGUCUUAGACAUAGGAGCCUUUUCUAAAAUCAAAUCGGGAAAGAUCAAAAUCUUCCCGGGAAUCGUCAAGUUUGGCCCGGGAAAGGUGGAACUCGUGGAUGGCCGAGUUCUAGAGAUCGAUUCCGUCGUUCUUGCCACUGGUUACCGAAGCAAUGUCCCUUCGUGGCUUAAGGAGAACGACUUGGCGGAGAUUGGGAUAGAGAAAAGCCCGUUUCCAAAAGGGUGCAAAGGGGAGGCUGGAUUGUAUGCGGUGGGAUUCACGAGAAGAGGACUCUCAGGUGCGUCGCUUGAUGCCAUGAGUGUGGCUCAUGAUAUUGCUAAUCGCUGGAAAGAAGAAACUAAGCAACAGAUUAAAACCAUUGCUGCUCGUCACCGUCGUUGUAUCUCACACUUUUGA